Messenger RNA from Trematosphaeria pertusa, 1998 nucleotides. RefSeq lists its product as uncharacterized. The record is from RefSeq and is a predicted model, not a curated record. Lineage: Eukaryota; Fungi; Ascomycota; Dothideomycetes; Pleosporales; Trematosphaeriaceae. Bases 442 to 1551 code for a protein of 369 amino acids. The transcript has a single exon.
GAGCCGUCCUCAUAAGGCAGAGGCACGCCAGCGCCGGCGGUGACGGUGACUGCUCCCCUGCGACUCACCAACGCUCCGCGCCGCGCUCUCGGAUUGUCUGCAGUCAUCCGCGUGGAAAUCCCCCGUCGGCCUGCAAGCGGCCCUGCCAGCAGCAUCGUUUUUGUCGUCACGCCAUUGCCGGAAGCGGUCGAGGGCGGCGGCCUCGGAAUCUGCAGGGCUGCGAGGCUUCGAGCGCAAGCGGGCACGCCAAGGCCUGACCAACGCUCACGAGCAUCGCAGUACCACCGUGGUAUACAUAUCUCCGCCCGCGCGCCCGCUGCGUCGCGAGCCCACGCGCACUCGCCCGCCCUCGCGUUCCUUUGAAACAUCCAUCUUGACGUCAGCUGUGCCGAUCGGCGUUUCAACCUAAGGCCUCACCAAGCGAGGGGCCCAGAUUCAAAUAUGCAGGCCGCCGUGAUGGCUCAACCGCCCCAACCAAACCCCUACGGCGCCCUCCCCGUCCGUCGCAAGCCAAUCGUGAACCCGGGAAUUGCUGGACGGCCCCCGCAGCCUUACGAUUCACAGCCUGGCCACUCGAGAACGAGAACAACCAGCUCGGGCGUGUUUCCCGUCGCUCCCUCUCCAACGACAACCACCACCAUGGCCACCAUGAACUCGCAAUACCCGCCGCAGAUGUACCAGAGUGGGCUCCGCCGUACGCCCACCUCCUCCACAAGCUCCACGACGGGCACGCCGAACCGCUCCAACAGCGGCGCCCUUCGACGCUCGUCCUCCGCCCGCUCCGGCAACUCGCCCACGUCAUACGUCGCCCUGAUGCGGAAACAAAAGGCCACCGUGUGGUGCGACCGCGCACAAUACGAGGAUCCGCGCAUCGUCGCCCAGCAACGACAGGCAAAGAUGCGCGCAAACAUGGAAGUGGCAGGCGGCCCACAUCAUGCCCCAGGACGUGCGUCAUCGGGCAGUUCGAGCAUGGCAGCGGGAGUCAGGUCUAAGGUGCGCCAUCACGGCGUCCCGAAAGCGUCGCUGUACGCGCCAGUCACCAUGGUAGGCAGCGGCGUGCCCAUGCGCCUCAGCGCCUCAGAAGUAGACGAAGGAGACAGCGAGGACAACGGCUCAGUCGGCAAGGGCGCAGGACCCUACCACCACCGCACAGGAUCCGGCCGCAGCUCGCUCGGCUCCGGUCGUCGCGUCGCCUACGCCAACGCUGCGGGCCGCCACUCUUCCAACUCCACCCCCCCAAGCGGCCAGAACUCCUCCCCCGGCGAAGGCAUGGGCGACCUUCUCGAAGAAGAAACGCCCGUCCCGAUGUACGGCAACACCACCGACUACUUCGAGCACACCAAGACGGGGCUUUCCGGCACCAGCAGCGGAAGCAGCGGGGAGCGCCAGUUCGGCGAUGUGGGCGCGAUGCCGCAGUCGCUGCCGAAGCCGGACCCGGAGCAGGCGAAGAAGAAGAGCGAGGAGUUACACCGGAGAGGGAGUGUGGACGAGCGGACCAUGACCAUGGGGAACACGAGGCUGUUCAUUGCGAAUCCCGAUCUUAGCGACUAGUCUCGCACUUAUGAUACCCAGGGGGAUAGGAUAAACAAAGGGGACGGGGCUCUCAGGAUUGGGGCUUUUCUUUUUGCUACUUGGUGCGGAGCCGGACAUAUGAUUGGCGUUGACAAGUCAUAUUUCCGGCAUUUCUGUCUUCUCUCGCUGCAUCUCAUGCUAGCCCUAGCGAUAUUAGCAGCGAAGUCUUCAUUUUGCUUGCCUCGCUGGCUCUGCAUAUGGGAGCGGGUCUCGCUCGCUGAAACGGUACAUAAUAUAUAUAACUAAUGGCCAUUGCCCUAAGUCGUCAUCUACUGGCCCAUUGCCUCACAACGGAAGAGAAGAGCUACCGCAAGGAUGACACUUUUUCAGCCGCAGGCUUGCUCGUUCCACGGAGGCUGAAUCACUUCCAAAACAAGUUUCGUCGCCUAGAGUUGCUAACCUUGGAAGUGGGCGUCACGCAAUAGU